AUGUACUUGCUUGAAACUCCUUAUAUACUUUAUCAACCUUUUGACACUUCUCUUAUUGGAUCGUUCGAUGAAAAACCAGUGAACCAAGGUCUGGCUACCCUAGCAUUCUUCGGAGUAGGAGUGAACCUGGUCUUAUACCUAACAAGGGUGUUGCAACAAGACAAUGCAACUGCUGCUAACAACGUCAGCAAAUGGACUGGAACGGUCUACAUCUUCUCCCUUGUUGGUGCUUUCCUCAGUGAUUCGUAUUGGGGGCGAUACAAAACCUGUGCUAUCUUUCAACUAAUCUUUGUCACAGGUCUGAUAUCAUUGUCACUAUCAUCCCAACUCUUCUUGCUGAAGCCAGAAGGUUGUGGGAGCCAAGAAGAUCCAUGUGGAACACACUCAAAGUUACAUGUUUGGUUAUUCUACCUCUCCAUCUACCUCAUUGCCCUAGGAAAUGGAGGGUACCAACCAAACAUUGCAACAUUUGGAGCUGAUCAGUUUGAUGAAGAGGACAACAAGGAGGGGCAUUCAAAGGUGGCCUUUUUUAGCUACUUCUACCUGGCUAUGAACCUUGGUUCCCUUUUCUCCAACACCAUAUUGGGAUACUUUGAGGAUGAAGGAGUUUGGGCCAUUGGGUUCUGGGCAUCCACUGCAUCUGCAUUUGCAGCUUUGGUCUUGUUUCUUGGUGGGACUGCUAGGUACAGGCAUUUCAAGCCAAAUGGCAACCCGCUUUCGAGGUUUUGCCAAGUCUUAGUUGCUGCGAUGAAGAAAUGCAGGGCGGAGAUGCCACAAGGUGGAGAUGACUUGUAUGACGAGGCUAAAAAAGAGUCUUCCAAUAGCAACCGAAAGAUCCUCUACACCCAUGGAUUCAAGUUCUUGGACAGGGCUGCAUAUAUCUCAUCAAGAGACUUAGAUCACCAGAAGCAGGGCAUUUGCAGCCCAUGGCGUCUCUGCCCGAUCUCACAAGUGGAAGAAGUCAAAUGUAUUUUAAGAUUACUCCCAAUUUGGCUCUGCACCAUUCUCUACUCGGUGGUUUUUACACAAAUGGCUUCUCUCUUUGUAGAGCAGGGAGCUGCCAUGAAAACUACUGUUUCAAACUUUAAAAUCCCACCAGCUAGCAUGUCUAGCUUCGACAUCCUCAGCGUUGCAGUUUUCAUUUUCUUUUACCGACGAAUUCUUGACCCAGUUGUAGCUAGAAUAAGGAAAUCAGAUGCUAAAGGGCUUACUGAGCUCCAACGAAUGGGCAUUGGCCUUGUUAUUGCAGUCUUGGCAAUGCUUUCAGCAGGAAUUGUGGAGUGCUAUAGGCUUAAGUAUGCUGAUAAAGAAUGUCCACAUUGUGAAGGGUCGAGCUCCUUAAGCAUCUUCUGGCAAAUACCUCAGUAUGCAUGCAUAGGAGCUUCUGAAGUGUUCAUGUAUGUGGGUCAACUGGAGUUCUUCAAUGCACAAACACCAGACGGGCUGAAGAGCUUUGGGAGCGCCUUGUGCAUGACAUCAAUCUCACUGGGUAACUACUUUAGCAGCUUUCUCGUGAGUGUGGUCAUGAAGAUCUCAACAGAAGAUGACAUGCCCGGAUGGAUCCCCGGAAACCUCAACAAGGGUCACCUAGAUAGGUUUUACUUCCUCUUAGCUGUCCUGACAUCAAUAGAUUUGAUUGUCUACAUUGCAUCCGCCAAGUGGUACAAGAGUAUCAAGUUUGAGGGAAGAUUUGAAGCAAAUGAUGAUGAGCAAGGAAACUUCAAAGUCUGAUGUAUAAAAAACUAAGCAGACAUGUUAAGACCUAUGCUAGCAACUUAUAUUAAAUAAGAAGAAUGAGGUUGGCAACAAAGUCAGGAGGAGUAAGAGAAACCCUUUUCUCACCACUCCUAGCCCCGUUUCUCUGUAUCUCCGCAGCACCAACACACUGCUUUUUCUACCCAGGAAGUGUGUUUAAAGAGGUGGGUAACUUUUGGUUUAGGUCUCACAUCUUUCCUCAUUCUCAUUUGUUUGUUUUAUUGCUAGCCAUAGAAUUAACAUGUGCUGGUAGAGAAAUCUAUUGUAAAAUGAUUGGGCACUCUGUGAAGCUGUAGCACAUAGCUAUGUAAGAGAACUAAUCUCUCUCUCCAACCUUAAUGAAAGCACCUCUUCUCUCA
Prunus dulcis (almond) is the source of this 2114-nucleotide messenger RNA. Its product is annotated as protein NRT1/ PTR FAMILY 7.3. NCBI's taxonomy places the organism in Eukaryota, Viridiplantae, Streptophyta, Magnoliopsida, Rosales, Rosaceae. Gene Ontology annotation, molecular function: transmembrane transporter activity. The coding region runs from base 1 to 1731 and encodes 576 amino acids. Gene Ontology annotation, cellular component: membrane. Gene Ontology annotation, biological process: transmembrane transport. The record is from RefSeq and is a predicted model, not a curated record. The transcript has 3 exons.